AUGCUGCUGCUGAUACUGCUGUUCGUGCUGCUGCUGGGGAUGAUGCUUAUACCGCUCAUUGUGCUGUUGCUAAUACAGCUCAUGUUUCUGCUGAUACUGUUCCACAUGCAGCCUCUGAUACUAAUCUUCAUGCUUCUCCUGACAAUGCUGCUCAUGGUGCUGCUGCUGCUGAUACACUUCAUCAUGCUGCGGCCGAAGCUGCUCCUCAUGCUACGGCUGACAGUGCCCCUGAUCAUGCUGCAGGUGCUGCUGCUGAUGCUGCUCCUCAUGCUGCUGAUGGUGCUGAUUCUUGUACUGCUAAUCAUGCUGCUGCUGGCACUGCUGCUGAUACAGCUGCUCCUGCUGCAGCUGAUACAGAUCCUCAUGCUGCUGCUGAUGCUGAUCCUCCUGUUGCUGCUAAACGCUCGUGCUCUUGCUGCUACUGAUACGAAUCCUCAAGCUGCUGCUGGUACUGCUGGUGCUGAGUUGCUAAUACAGCUCCUCAUGUUUCUGCUGAUACUCUUCCUAAUGCUGCCUCUGAUACUAAAGCUCAUGCUGCUGCUGACAAUGCUGAUCGUGGUGCUGCUGCUGCUGAUACACAUCAUCAUGCUGCGGCUGAGGCUGCUCUUCAUGCUGCAGCUGACACAGCCUCUGAUCAUGCUGCUGUUCCUCAUGUUUCUGCUGAUACUGUUCCUCAUGCUGCCUCUGAUAAUAAUCCUCAUGUGGCUGCUGACAAUGCUGCUCAUGGUGCUGCUGCUGCUGAUAAAAUUCAUCAUGCUGCGGCUGAAGCUGCUCCUCAUGCUACGGCUGACACUGCCCCUGAUCAUGCUGCUGAUACUGCUGCUGAUACUGCUUCUCAUGAUGCUGCUGCUCUUCAUGUUUCUGCUGAUACUGUUCCACAUGCAGCCUCUGAUACUAAUCCUCAUGCUGCUGCUGAGAAUGCUGCUCAUGGUUCUGCUGCUGCUGAUACACUUCAUCAUGCUGUUGCCGAACCUGCUCCUCAUGCUACGGCUGACACUGCCCUUGAUCAUGCCGCAGGUGUUGCUGCUGAUACUGCUCCUCAUGCUACUGAUGGUGCUGAUGCUUGUACUGCUACUCAUGCUGUUGCUAAUGUAG
Carcharodon carcharias (great white shark) is the source of this 1095-nucleotide messenger RNA. Its product is annotated as NADH-ubiquinone oxidoreductase chain 4-like. Gene Ontology annotation, cellular component: membrane. The transcript has 4 exons. The record is from RefSeq and is a predicted model, not a curated record. Gene Ontology annotation, biological process: transmembrane transport; G protein-coupled receptor signaling pathway. Lineage: Eukaryota; Metazoa; Chordata; Chondrichthyes; Lamniformes; Lamnidae. Gene Ontology annotation, molecular function: mating-type factor pheromone receptor activity. Bases 1 to 1095 code for a protein of 364 amino acids.